Rhizophagus irregularis DAOM 181602=DAOM 197198 is the source of this 2307-nucleotide messenger RNA. RefSeq lists its product as uncharacterized. Gene Ontology annotation, molecular function: ATP binding; protein binding; protein kinase activity. The record is from RefSeq and is a predicted model, not a curated record. Lineage: Eukaryota; Fungi; Glomeromycota; Glomeromycetes; Glomerales; Glomeraceae. Gene Ontology annotation, biological process: protein phosphorylation.
AUGUCUAAUAACACUGAACUUAUUAAUAAUUCAAAUGAGUGUAAUUGGAUAGAAGAAGCAAUCUCUAAAAAACUUAUCAAAUUUUAUGAAUUUGGCCAAUUUUAUAAUAUUGAAGAAAUUGGUUCUGGAGGCUUCGGAAAAGUUUAUCGUGCAGAUUGGAAGGAUUCUCAUAAACGUUGUGCACUUAAAUCUUUUUAUAAUUUAAAUGAUGCUACAAUUAAAGCAAUUGUUCGUGAGAUUCAACAUCAUCGUGAAGUUGAUUUUUAUGAUAAUGUUAUCCGUUUUUAUGGCGUCACAACUUUCAGAAAUCAAAUCAAAGAAUAUUCGUUGGUAAUAGAAUAUGCUGACGGUGGUACACUUCGAACUUAUUUGAAAGAAAAUUUUGAAAAUCUUACUUGGAACGAUAAAUUUAGUCUUGCAUUUCAACUGGUUUAUGCAGUAUCAUGCUUACAUGGUGAAGGAAUCGUGCACCGUGAUUUGCACUCCAAAAAUAUAUUAGUCCAUCAGAAUACUGUUAAGUUAGCCGAUUUUGGACUUUCUAAAAGGAUUGAGGAAUCAUCCAAUCUUCAAUCAAAAGUAUUUGGAAUGAUUACUUAUGUUGAUCCAAAAAUAUUCAAUAGAAGAAGAAAUAUUAACAAUAACCAGCCAGAAGUAUACUCGUUAAACGAGAAGAGUGAUGUUUACAGUAUUGGCAUACUCUUAUGGGAAAUUUCUAGUGGACGACAACCUUUUUGUAAUGAAUUGAAAGAUCUCGGUUUGGCCAUGGAAAUUUUACAAGGUCUUAGAGAGGACCCCAUUCCUGAUACACCUGAAGAAUAUAUGAAAAUUUAUACUGAUUGUUGGAAUAUUGAACCUGAUAACCGUCCAACUAUCAACCAAGUGUUUGAUAAAUUAAAAGAAAUUAUAAAAAAAGAAAAUAUAAUUAUCAAAGACUUUCACUUAUUUAAUGAUAAUAAAAUUAAUGAAAUUACACAAUCAUCUAAUAAUCAGCAGCCAAUUUUGGAUGGUGAGAUUUCUGAAAAUAUUGAUUCAUUACAUGGAGAUUUGUCUCAAAUUAUUCAAAAUUUCAAUGUGAUGAAUACAGAAGAAAUAGAAAAAUCUUCGAUGUCAUCAAGUAACCAAUUUGAGAACAAUAACUUCGAUGUAAUAGUUAAUGAUAUAUUAAUUAUUAUUUUUAAUGAUAAUAAUGAAGUAACAAAGCGAAAAGUCCUAAACUAUCUUAAUAACCGUAAUAUAACUUUGCAAGAAAUUAAUAAUUUAUUAUUAAAUAAUCAAAAUGACUCAAAUUCUCUUGCCUUACUUGGAGAUUUUAAUUAUUUUGGACUUGGAAUUUGUAUUAAUAAGCAAAAAGCAUUUAAAUUAUAUCAAAAGGCAGCAGACUUAGGGAAUUUAUUUGGAAUAAUCAGUUUAGGAUAUUGUUAUUCUAAUGGAACUGAUAUUUAUAAGAAAAAAGCAUUUGAAUUAUUUCAAAAGACAGCAGAUUUAGGAAAUUCGUCUGGAAUAAAUAGAUUAGGAUUUUGUUAUCAAAAUGGAAUUGGAACUGAUAUUGAUAAGAAAAAAGCAUUUGAAUCAUAUCAAAAAGCAGCAGAUUUAGGAAAUUCGCCUGGAAUUAAUAGUUUAGGAUAUUGUUAUCUAAAUGGAAUUGGAACUGAUAUUGAUAAGAAAAAAGCAUUUGAAUUAUUUCAAAAGGCAGCAGAUUUAGGAAAUUCGCCUGGAAUAAAUCAUUUAGGAUAUUGUUAUCAACAUGGAAUUGGUACUGACAUUGAUAGAAAAAAGGCAUUUGAAUUAUUUCAAAAAGCAGCAGAUUUAGGCAAUUCAUCUGGAAUAAAUCAUUUAGGAUAUUGUUAUAAACAUGGAAUUGGAACUGAUAUUGAUAGAAAAAAGGCAUUUGAAUUAUUUCAAAAAGCAGCAGAUUUAGGAAAUUCAUCUGGAAUAAAUCAUUUAGGAUAUUGUUAUCAACAUGGAAUUGGUACUUACAUUGAUAAGAAAAAAGCAUUUGAAUUAUUUCAAAAGGUAGCAAAUUUAGAAAAUUCAUCUGGAAUAAAUAAUUUAGGAUAUUGUUAUCAAUAUGGAAUUGGAACUGAUAUUGAUAAGAAAAAAGCAUUUGAAUUAUAUCAAAAGGCAGCAGAUUUGGAAAAUGUAGAUGGAAUAAAUAAUAUAGGAUAUUGUUAUAAAAAUGGAAUUGGAACUGACGUUGAUAAGAAAAAAGCCUUUGAAUUAUAUCAAAAGACAGCAGAUUUAGGAAGCAGUUUAGCUCAAUAUAAUCUUGCUAUGAUGUAUGAAAAUGAAGGAACUGUUAAAAUAUAG